AUGGACGGCCGCAGACACUCGGCCGCCGACCAGGCCCUCGCCAGCCUCGGCUACAAGGGCGAGCUGCCGCGCAACCUCAGCAUGAUGAGCAUCCUCGGCCUCUCCUUUGCCAUCAUGGCCGUGCCCUUUGGCAUGUCGACGACGCUCUACAUCACCCUCACAAACGGCCAGGCCGUCUCCGUCCUCUACGGCUGGAUCCUCGUCUCCCUCAUCUCCGUCUGCAUCGCCGCCUCCCUCGCCGAGAUCUGCGCCGUCUUCCCCACCGCCGGCGGCGUCUACUACUGGUCCGCCAUGCUCAGCACCCGGCCCUGGGCGCCCCUCGUCAGCUUCGUCGACGGCUGGCUCACCCUCGUCGGCAACUGGACCGUCACCCUGGCCAUCACCUUUUCCGGCGCCCAGCUCAUCCUCAGCGCAAUCUCCAUCUUCAACCCCGACUACGUCGCCACCCAGUGGCAGACGCUGCUCUGCUUCUGGGCCGUCAUGCUCGUCUGCGCCCUCGUCAACGCCUUUGCCUCGCGCUACCUCGACCUCAUCAACAAGCUGUGCAUCUACUGGACCGCCGUCAGCGUCGUCGUCAUCCUCGUCACCCUCCUCGUCAUGGCCCCGGCCCGCCGCGACGCCGCCUUUGUCUUUGCCCACUACGACGCCUCGGCCAGCGGCUGGCCCACGGCCUGGUCCUUUUUUGUCGGCCUGCUGCAAGCCGCCUACACCCUCACCGGCUAUGGCAUGGUGGCCGCCAUGUGCGAGGAGGUCCAGAACCCCGAGCGCGAGGUCCCCAAGGCCAUUGUCCUCUCCGUCGUUGCCGCCGGCGUCACCGGCGUCGUCUACAUCGUCCCCAUCCUCUUCGUCCUGCCCGACGUUCAGAUGCUGCUCCAGGUGGCCAACUCGCAGCCCAUCGGUCUUCUCUUCAAGACCGUCACCGGCUCCGCCGCCGGCGGCUUCGGCCUGCUCUUCCUCAUCCUCGGCAUCCUCAUGUUCGCCGGCAUCGGCGCCCUCACCGCCGCCUCGCGCUGCACCUACGCCUUUGCCCGCGACGGCGCCAUCCCAGGCUACACGCUGUGGAGCCGCGUCAACACCCGCCUCGACAUGCCCCUGUGGGCCCUCGGCCUCUCCACCGUCAUCGACUGCCUGCUCGGCUGCAUCUACCUCGGCUCCACCGCCGCCUUCAACUCCUUCACCGGCGUCGCCACCAUCUGCCUCUCCACCUCGUAUGGCGUCCCCGUCCUCGUCAGCCUCGUCCGCCGCCGCCAGCACGUCAAGCACUCGCCCUUUCCCCUCGGCCGCCUCGGCCCCGCCGUCAACGUCAUCUGCGUCGUCUGGAUCGCCUUUGCCAUUGUCAUCUUUUGCAUGCCCGUCUCGCUGCCCGUCACCGCGAGCUCCAUGAACUACGCCUCGGCCGUCUUUGCAGGCUUCGCCGCCAUCGCCUUCGUCUGGUACUUUGCCUACGCCCGCAAGAACUUUACCGGCCCUCCCGUCGCCGACGCCGACGCGUACGGUCCUGGCGUCAUGUUAGGCAAGUCUCUCAAGGACCCCGCGGAGAACGGGACCGCCGACUCGGAGGAAACACAGGCGCCCGCCGUCGAGGGAAAACCCACGUAG
Molecule: messenger RNA, 1599 nt
Organism: Hirsutella rhossiliensis
Lineage: Eukaryota; Fungi; Ascomycota; Sordariomycetes; Hypocreales; Ophiocordycipitaceae
Product: amino acid permease domain-containing protein
Exons: 2
Coding region: 1-1599 (532 amino acids)
Biological process (GO): transmembrane transport
Cellular component (GO): membrane
Molecular function (GO): transmembrane transporter activity
Source: RefSeq, a predicted model, not a curated record